AUGACGGCGCCAUACACUAUCCACACAUCGACCCUCUUCGACCCAAAGAGGAAGGCGUUUCUCUCUAACAUAUCAGUGACAGUGGAUCCCGUUUCUGGGCUCAUUGUUGAUGUUAUCGAGAGGACACCUGAGUCACUGGGUGGCUCCGUGCCAGAAGGCGAUGUUGACUUGCGACAUUGCGUCGUACUGCCGGGUGAGCGUCCAUCGGUAAAUCAAAAGCGCGAUGAGAGUGUGGUCGAGAGAAUAGUUCGAGCGGCAAAUCACUGCCGGACGGCGUUGCUCGCGGGAUACACUACGUAUCGAGAUCUAGGAUCAGAGUCGAUGAAGGAGUCUGAUGCCCAAGUGCGUGACUGCAUCAACCGCGGCCUCAUACCAGGCCCCCGACUCUUUGUCGCAACACGCGCAUUGGCCAGCACAGGUUCGUACGAGCCACGAACCGAAAACCAUGCCAAUGGAGUCUGUCUUCCCAGGGGUGGUGAAACAGUUGACGGAGUAGAGGACGCGCGGAUUGCUGUCAGACGGCGUCUCGCCGCCGGUGCCGACAUCAUCAAGUUCUUUGCUGAUUAUCGGCGACGUCUGAUGCGGUAUCCGCCUGUUCAGCAACAUCCAUAUAUCCUCGGUAUUCAACAUCCUCCCGCAGAUCCAAACCCGGACAUCCUAGUCUUUGCGCAAGAGGAAAUGGACAUGAUUGUCAAGGAAGCGAAAAUGGGAAGGGCUCCCGUUGCCUGCCAUGCAGGGACCAUAGAAGGCGCUAUAAUGGCAGUCAAGGCCGGGGUUGAUUCUAUCGAGCACGCAUACUUUGCUAAUAGAGAUCUUUUUGAGCUUAUGGCUGAGAAGGGCUGUAUCCUCGUUCCAACGUUGGCCGUCUGUGAGAGGUUACACAAGCAUAGGAUCACGGAGAUAUUGGGACAGACCAAGCUAGCCUACGAUAUUGGUGUGCGUUUUGCUUGCGGCGGUGAUACUGGCACGUAUCCUCAUGGUCAGAAUGUACGAGAAAUGGAGCUCAUGAUUGAAGCCGGUCUCCCAUUAGAGCAUGUCCUCGAAGCUGGAACUGUUGGCGGCUGGGAGGCUUGUGGUAAAGACUUGUGCGGCAUGCGCUUUGGAUGGUUUGAGAAAGGUGUCAAAGCUGAUAUUAUAGCCCUUGAGACGGACCCUCGUCAGGACAAAUUUGCCUUGAGAAAGAUAGAUUUUGUGAUGAAAGACGGCGUGGUCUGGAAGAAGGAUGGGAAGGGUGUUGGGCUGUAUCAGGACAAUCACAAAUGGGAUACUGAUUGA
Talaromyces rugulosus is the source of this 1275-nucleotide messenger RNA. RefSeq lists its product as uncharacterized. Gene Ontology annotation, molecular function: hydrolase activity, acting on carbon-nitrogen (but not peptide) bonds. Lineage: Eukaryota; Fungi; Ascomycota; Eurotiomycetes; Eurotiales; Trichocomaceae. The coding region runs from base 1 to 1275 and encodes 424 amino acids. The transcript is spliced from 3 exons. The record is from RefSeq and is a predicted model, not a curated record.